Messenger RNA from Oryza sativa Japonica Group (Japanese rice), 3223 nucleotides. Its product is annotated as alanine--tRNA ligase. Gene Ontology annotation, cellular component: mitochondrion; chloroplast; cytoplasm. Gene Ontology annotation, biological process: alanyl-tRNA aminoacylation. The record is from RefSeq and is a predicted model, not a curated record. Lineage: Eukaryota; Viridiplantae; Streptophyta; Magnoliopsida; Poales; Poaceae. Gene Ontology annotation, molecular function: nucleic acid binding; ATP binding; alanine-tRNA ligase activity.
UCCGCCCUAAGUCACAUGCUCGUGGUACGCCGCGCGUGCUGCCUCCUCCGGCUCUCCUCCUCCUCCCACCCGCCCGCGACUAGGGUUUUGCCCGCCGCCAUCUACCUCACCUCCUCCUCCUCCGCCGCCGCAUCCGCCCCCGCGCCACCGGCGAUGGCGGCCUCGACGGAGUGGCCGGCGAGCCGAGUGCGGGAGACCUUCAUCUCCUUCUUCGAGUCCAAGUCCCACACGCGGUGGCCGUCCAGCCCCGUCGUCCCCGUCGACGACCCCACGCUGCUGUUCGCCAACGCCGGGAUGAACCAGUUCAAGCCGGUCUUCCUCGGCACCGCCGCCCCGGACGCGCCGCUGGGCCGCCUCCGCCGCGCCUGCAACACCCAGAAGUGCAUCCGCGCCGGGGGGAAGCACAACGACCUCGACGACGUCGGGAAGGACACCUACCACCACACCUUCUUCGAGAUGCUCGGGAACUGGUCCUUCGGGGACUACUUCAAGGAGGAGGCCAUCGGAUUUGCCUGGGAGCUCCUCACCCAGGUGUACAAAUUGCCUACCGAUAGAAUUUAUGCGACUUACUUUGGUGGUGAUGAGAAAUUUGGACUUGCUCCUGAUACGGAGUCGAAGAACAUAUGGUUGAAAUACCUACCCAAAGAAAAAGUUCUACCUUUCGGUUGCAAGGAUAAUUUCUGGGAGAUGGGUGAUACUGGUCCUUGUGGGCCAUGUACUGAAAUUCAUUUUGAUCGUGUUGGCAACCGUGAUGCUGCUUCCCUAGUGAACAAUGAUGACCCCACUUGUAUUGAGAUAUGGAAUCUUGUGUUCAUUCAGUUCAAUAGGGAAGCAGAUUGUACUCUGAGACCUUUACCAGCAAAACAUGUUGACACAGGAAUGGGAUUUGAACGCUUAACUUCUAUCCUUCAGAAUAAAAUGAGCAAUUAUGACACAGAUGUAUUCAUGCCAAUAUUUGAUGCCAUCCACCAAUUGGCUGGCAAUGGAAUUCAAUCAUACUCGGGUAAAGUAGGUCCUGAAGAUGUUGACAAAGUUGAUAUGGCUUACAGAGUAGUUGCAGAUCACAUAAGAACCCUUUCGUUUGCUAUUGCUGAUGGUUCUCAACCUGGAAAUGAGGGCAGAGAAUAUGUUCUGAGGCGUAUUCUUAGGCGCGCUGUUCACUUUGGUCAUCAAAAGUUGAAAGCAAAGCAAGGAUUUUUUAGCUCUCUUGUACAUGUAUUUGUCCAACUGAUGGGAGAUGUAUUCCCUGAGCUGAAGGACAAUGAAAAGAAGAUCAAAGAUAUAAUUAAAGAUGAAGAGGAAAGCUUUGAGAACACUCUAGCAAAGGGUUUUGAAAAAUUUAAGAAAGCGGCAGAUGCUGUUAAAGAGAGUGGAGGAACAGUACUUAGUGGACAGGAUGCAUUUGUCCUGUGGGACACCUAUGGCUAUCCAGUUGACCUGACUGAGGUCAUGGGAGUUGACUAUGGCUUGAGUGUGGAUCGGGAGGGUUUUGAUGCUGCAAUGGAAGAAGCGAGGCAGAAGGCUAGGAAUGCACGCUUCAAGGCUGGGGAAAAUUCCAUUGUCUUGGAUGCCAAUGCUACAGCACAGCUGCGCAACCAAGGGCUUGCUAGUACAGAUGAUAGCCCGAAGUAUGGUUAUAAGGACAAUGACAGUGUGGUGAAGGCUAUCUACACUGGUUCAGAAUAUGUAAGUGCCGCAUCUGGCGAUGAGGACUUUGGCCUUGUCCUGGAAAGUACAAGCUUCUACGCUGAACAGGGUGGUCAGAUAUAUGACACUGGGAAAAUUGAAGGGUCUUUCGGAUCUUUCAAUGUAACUAAUGUUCAAGUAUUUGCUGGGUAUGUGCUGCAUAUGGGCUCAUUUACAAAAGGUUCCAAGGCAUUGUCUGUUGGUGAUAAAGUGGCAUGCAAGGUUGAUUAUGCUCGCCGUGCUCUCAUUGCUCCAAACCAUACAUGUACCCAUAUGCUGAACUUUGCUCUACGGGAAAUACUUGGUGAUCAUGUUGACCAGAAAGGUUCAAUUGUUCUCCCAGAGAAGCUACGGUUUGAUUUCUCCCAUGGGAAACCUGUUCAGCCAGAAGAUUUGCGGAAAAUUGAGUCUAUAGUGAAUCAACAGAUAAAAGACAAACUGGAAGUAUUUGCACGUGAAAUAAAAUUAGCAGAUGCGAAGCGCAUAAAUGGUCUACGAGCUGUGUUUGGUGAAAUCUAUCCUGAUCCGGUAAGAGUUGUAUCAGUUGGUCGCAAAGUGGAAGAUCUACUUGCCAAUCCUGAAAGCAAAGAAUGGCUAUCCAUUUCAACAGAGCUGUGUGGCGGUACACACAUUAAAAACACUAGCGAGGCAGAAGCAUUUGCCCUGUUGUCCGAGGAGGGUAUUGCUAAAGGUGUUAGGAGGAUCACAGCUGUUACUGCUAAACAUGCCUCUGAUGCUAUAAAGGAUGCAUCAUCUAUUGAUUCUGAAAUCAAUGAAGCAUCAAAAUUGGAGGGAGCUAUAUUGGAAAAGACGAUUGCUUCCAUCAAGAGCAAGCUUGAUACAGCUUUAAUUCCAGCUGCAAGAAAAGCUGAUCUUAAAGGCCGGGUGUCGAAGUUGGAGGAUGAACUUAGGAAGGCCAAGAAGAAAAUGGGCGAGGAGAACAUCCAGAAGGCCGUGAAGUUUGCAAUAGAUGCCGCCCAAACUGCUCUUUCUGAAGGAAAGCGCUUCUGUGUUGCUCAUGUAGAUGUGGGUCUUGACACAAGUGCUAUUCGGGAAGCAGUUAUCAAAGUCAAGGACCAGAAGGAUUUGCCAAUCAUGCUAUUCAGCACGGAUGAAGCCACGAAUAAGGCAGUCAUUUAUGCUGGUGUGCCUCCCAGCGCUGCUAACAGCUUGAAGGUGUUGGAUUGGUUGACACCAUCGAUUGCGCCCCUCAAAGGAAAGGGAGGUGGUGGCAAGAAUGGAAUUGCCCAGGGCCAGGGAACUGAGGCCUCUCAACUAAAGGAAGCUAUGGAGGUUGCUACCCAGAUAGCUUCAAUGAAGCUGGUCUAACUUUUGGAUACCUAGUUUCCAUCUGUUCUUUUUUUUUUCCUAUUGAUGCUUCUUUGUAACAAUUUCGCUCCUUACAGAAGUUUUAUAUCAUGUCGAAACGUGAAAGCAAAAAAGGUUGAUUGAUGUUACCAAAUACCGAUACGCUUCUGUACGGGCCACAUUUAAUCGUAUUGGUUUAUCAAAAUGGCAAAUUUAACUUGUUAUUAUA